Humulus lupulus (European hop) is the source of this 853-nucleotide messenger RNA. RefSeq lists its product as uncharacterized. Bases 115 to 699 code for a protein of 194 amino acids. Gene Ontology annotation, molecular function: acyltransferase activity, transferring groups other than amino-acyl groups. The record is from RefSeq and is a predicted model, not a curated record. NCBI's taxonomy places the organism in Eukaryota, Viridiplantae, Streptophyta, Magnoliopsida, Rosales, Cannabaceae. The transcript has a single exon.
GGAACCACACAACUUCUUUGAUCUAUAUUAUCUCAUCUGUUUUGUUAUAUUUUCCUCUCAACAAAACAUAGAAUUUCGUUAGUGCUUGUUUUAGUUUAUCUAAAACCAAUAAACAUGGAGGAAAGUCCUUGCAAACCAGAUCAUGGAACUUGCCCAGAAGGUGGCAAUGGUUUGCCAAAAAUCUCCAUCAAUCUCAGGCCAUUGGAUCUUUCUGACAUAGAUGCUUUUAUGGUAUGGGCCGUAGACAAAGAAGUGGCUCGUUUUUGUACUUGGGAACCUUACACCUGCAAAGAAGAUGGCUUAAGCGUCAUCAAGGAGAAGGUAAUCCCUCACUCUUGGUUCAGGGCAAUCUGCAUAGACGACAAGCCAAUAGGUGCCAUUUCGGUGACCGCGAAUUCGGGCAAUGAUAAGUGUAGAGGGGAGCUUGGCUAUGUUCUUGGGUCCAAGUAUUGGGGUAAAGGAAUUGCAACUGAGGCUGUGAAAAUGGUUGCUGAGAUAAUAUUCAAAGAAUGGCCACAUUUGGUGAGACUUGAAGCUUUGGUAGAUGUGGAAAACAUUGGCUCUCAAAGGGUUUUGGAGAAAGUUGGGUUUUUAAGAGAAGGGAUUCUUAGGAAGUAUAAUUUGCUUAAAGGAAAAUAUAGAGAUAUGGUGAUGUUUAGUCUCCUUUCUACUGAUUAUAAUUCCAACACUGAAUUAUAGUUUCUAUACCAUUACCAUUGCUAUGUCUUGGAUUGCAUUAGUUACUCUGUUUCUUUUUCUUUUUUUUCUUGGUGACUAGUCUGUAUUCUUUGUUGUACUUUUCAAGAAAAAAAAAUCUAUGUUGUAUAAAAACUUUAAUUUGCAUUUGUUUUUA